Aegilops tauschii subsp. strangulata is the source of this 1772-nucleotide messenger RNA. RefSeq names its product probable pectinesterase 53. Gene Ontology annotation, molecular function: pectinesterase activity. Gene Ontology annotation, biological process: cell wall modification; pectin catabolic process. Lineage: Eukaryota; Viridiplantae; Streptophyta; Magnoliopsida; Poales; Poaceae. The record is from RefSeq and is a predicted model, not a curated record.
AUGCGCGCGCACGCCCACGCCCACGGCCCACUAGAGCCAGCCAACCAGCACGAACAGCGGGCUCUGCCCGUGAGCUGUGUCAUUCCAUCGCUCCUUCGGAACAGGGCGCCCGUGAUCUCCUUAAAUUCCCCCCGCUCCCGGAUUCAACCUGACACACCCCCUUGUUUGUAGCCUUGCACCCAGCUACCUGCCGGUGAGGUGAGUGACCACCGCAGCAGCACACGUCGGCUGCUGCCAUCGGCGUACGUGCGUGCAGCGCAUUGUCGCGGCAAUGGCGGUGUCGUCGUCGUCGUCGCGGGCGCGGGCGAGGUUGCUGGCGUGCGUGGCCGUGGCGGCGCUGCUGCUGGUCGCGCCGGGCGACGUGGACGCCGGGCGGCACGGGCGCGGGCGCGGGAGCGCGGCGCACAGGCACACCAAGGGACUGCGGCCGGGGAAGGCUGCGGGUGCGGCGGCGAGGCCGUACCCGGCGAACGCGACGGCGGGGGAGGCGAUCGAGCGGCGAUUCACGCGGUGGGUGCGGUUCAUGGGCGGCCUGGACCACAGCGUGUUCCAGCGCGCGCUCAACCGCGCGCUGCUCCCGACGACGCGCACGAUCGUCGUGGACAGGACGCCCGGGGCCGGCGACUUCACCACCAUCCAGGCCGCCGUCGACUCGCUCCCGCUCAUCAACCUGAUGCGCGUCGUCAUCAAGGUCAAUGCCGGCACCUACACGGAGAAGGUGAGCAUCUCGCCGUUGCGCGCGUUCGUGACGGUGGAGGGCGCGGGGGCUGACCGGACGGUGGUGCAGUGGGGCGACACGGCGGGCACGGCCGGGCCCUGGGGCCGCCCCUUCGGCACAUUCGCCUCCGCUACCUUCGCCGUCAACUCGCAGUUCUUCGUCGCCAAGAACAUCACCUUCAAGAACACCGCGCCGGUGCCCCGGCCGGGGGCGCUGGGGAAGCAGGGGGUGGCGCUGCGCAUAUCGGCGGACAACGCGGCGUUCGUGGGGUGCAACUUCCUGGGCGCGCAGGACACGCUGUAUGACCACCUGGGCCGCCACUACUACAAGGACUGCUACAUCGAGGGCUCCGUCGACUUCAUCUUCGGCAACGCCCUCUCCCUCUACGAGGGUUGCCACGUGCACGCGAUCUCGCCGCACACCGGCGCGCUGACGGCGCAGAACCGGCGGAGCAUGCUGGACGACACGGGGUUCUCCUUCCUCAACUGCCGGGUGACGGGGUCGGGGGCGCUCUACCUGGGCCGCGCCUGGGGCACCUUCUCCCGCGUCGUCUUCGCCUACACCUACAUGGACAACAUCAUCAUCCCGCGCGGCUGGUACAACUGGGGCGACCCAACGCGAGAGAUGACGGUGUUCUACGGGCAGUACAAGUGCUCCGGGCCGGGGGCCAACCACGCCGGCCGGGUGGACUGGUCCCGGGAGCUCACCGACGAGGAGGCCAAGCCAUUCAUCUCCCUCAGCUUCAUAGACGGCCUCGAGUGGCUCAAGUUGUAGCAGCGGCAACCGCAAGUUAAUGACUAGCAGCAGAGUAACUUUUGAUUCGGCUGCAGCAUUUGCAGCUGAAUCCAUGACGAGCACGUACGGCUAUCUCCGCCCUCCGGCUCCGUUUUUUUUUUUGGCUUUUAGAAGUGGGAUGUGAAUCACACCACAUCGGUUCGUUUUAACAGUUGUUGUGAGCUCUGACGAACACAGCAAACAGCUUCAAAAAAAAAACUGUGGCAUGCACCUUGUGUUCUCUGUUCAGUGAUACUAGUGAUUUUUUGUAAGAAGAAAA